This is a messenger RNA of Rhincodon typus (whale shark), 691 nucleotides long. Its product is annotated as peroxisomal N(1)-acetyl-spermine/spermidine oxidase-like. The transcript has 4 exons. Lineage: Eukaryota; Metazoa; Chordata; Chondrichthyes; Orectolobiformes; Rhincodontidae. The annotation marks the transcript as partial. Gene Ontology annotation, molecular function: polyamine oxidase activity. The record is from RefSeq and is a predicted model, not a curated record.
GUUGUCUAAAGGCAAAUAGUCAGUCAUUGUUUCAGCCAAGUCUUCCUGAGAAUUAUCAGCAUGCUAUUCAAACCAUGGGCUUUGGCACAAUGAAUAAGAUUUACCUGGAGUAUGAGGCCCCAUUUUGGGAUGAAAAUACAGACAUAAUUGGAUUGGUCUGGGAGGAUGAGACCCCAUUUUCGGCCCAGAAACCCAACCUGGUUGAGUGGUGGAGAUGUGUUCCAGUCGUUUAUGUGUUCAGGCCACCAGAAAGGUAUGGUCAUGUCCUUGUGGGAACAAUCUCUGGAAAAGAAGCCGAGUUUGUAGAAUCUCUGAGUCCUGAGGAAAUAGCAUCGAACUUCACCAAACUUUUCAGACAAUUUACUGGAAGGCCUUCACUGCCAGCACCAAAAAAUGUUUUUGUGACAAAAUGGUUCAGUAACCCUUACAUUCGGGGCUCCUACUCCCAUAUAUCCAUCAACUCAACUGGAGACAUGAUUGACACACUGGCUGAACCCCUACCACAGGCAAAAGAGGGAACUUCUUCUCCGAUGAUGCAGAUUUUAUUUGCUGGUGAAGCAACUCAUCGGAGCCACCACAGCACCACCCAUGGGGCACUGCUGUCGGCCUGGAGGGAGGCUGAUCGACUGAUUAAUCACUAUUCCACCAAAUGAAUUUCUAAAAUGGAAGCAGAACUGAAAUUUGGAAUACU